Molecule: messenger RNA, 390 nt
Organism: Pecten maximus
Lineage: Eukaryota; Metazoa; Mollusca; Bivalvia; Pectinida; Pectinidae
Product: amine sulfotransferase-like
Exons: 3
Coding region: 1-390 (129 amino acids)
Biological process (GO): sulfation
Cellular component (GO): cytoplasm
Molecular function (GO): sulfotransferase activity
Source: RefSeq, a predicted model, not a curated record
AUGGCGCAAAUGGUUGAAGAAAGAGACGAGGAAGGAAAUGUUCUACAAACAAAGAAAUACGAUGGGAAAUUCUACAUUUCACAUUUCCCUGGAAAUGUGAAGGAUCAAUUGGCUGCUAUAGACGAAAUGGACGUUAGAGAAGAUGACACCUUUAUAAUGUCAUACCCUAAAUCAGUGGUCUAUGGCUCCUGGUUUGAUCGUAUAAAGGCUUGGGACAAGGUGAAGAGUGAAUACAAGGGAGACAACAUUAUGUAUCUAAUGUAUGAGGAAAUGAAACAGGACCUGCGAUCGCAUGUUCAAAAGAUGGCUUCCUUCCUCGGGAUUGAUAUCGAAAAGGAAGUGGUGGACCUGGUGACGGAAAAGUGUACAUUCAGCAAUAUGGCGGUAUAG